Scatophagus argus is the source of this 2924-nucleotide messenger RNA. Its product is annotated as frizzled-8-like. The transcript has a single exon. Gene Ontology annotation, biological process: canonical Wnt signaling pathway; non-canonical Wnt signaling pathway. The coding region runs from base 260 to 2005 and encodes 581 amino acids. Gene Ontology annotation, cellular component: plasma membrane. The record is from RefSeq and is a predicted model, not a curated record. Lineage: Eukaryota; Metazoa; Chordata; Actinopteri; Scatophagidae. Gene Ontology annotation, molecular function: Wnt-protein binding; Wnt receptor activity.
UCACCAGCCACGGAGCAUGCAGAACGAGACGCGGUGCUGCGCCGACACAAAGGGAGAGGGCAGACUGGCAGUAUCCCAGCCUGUGUUAGAAUAAAGCGCGUGUUUUUGUGGAUAAUAAUCACGUCACACAUCAUCGCAAACUGUCUGCGCUCUAGCAUGAGUUCAGCAGCAUCUCUGGGCUAAUCGGACUUGCAGCCUACUUGCAAAGCGCAAGUUCGCUGGCACUUUCUCGUGGAAGAGAAGCGCACAGGAAGCAACGAUGGAGAGGAGCAUCCCGGGAUGGUGCGUGCUGUUAACCCUCGUCCUGCACGGAACGGGCUGCAUGGCUGCCAAAGAGCUCCAGUGCCAGGAGAUCUCCGUGCCUCUGUGCAAAGGAAUCGGCUACAAUUACACCUACAUGCCCAACCAGUUCAACCACGACACGCAAGACGAAGCCGGCCUGGAGGUGCACCAGUUUUGGCCGCUGGUGGAGAUAAAGUGCUCCCCGGACCUGCGGUUCUUCCUCUGCAGUAUGUACACGCCGAUCUGCCUGGAGGACUACAAGAAGCCCCUGCCGCCGUGCAGGAGCGUAUGUGAGCGGGCCAAAGCCGGCUGCGCUCCGCUCAUGAGGCAGUACGGCUUCCCAUGGCCAGACCGUAUGAGGUGCGAUCUCCUGCCAGAGCAAGGCAACCAGGACACGCUGUGCAUGGACUACAACAGGAGCCAGACCACCACGGUUUCUCCCGUGGUGGCGAAGCCGACCAACCGGCCCCUGAAGCCCUACAACCCCAGGAAGAAGAGCGGCUACGGUCGCGGCGUCCCUGGGAAACACAAACCAGCAACGUCCCCGUGUGAGCCGGGCUGCUUCUGCCGUGCGCCCAUGGUGCCAGUGACCAGCGACGGCCACCCGCUGCACAACCGCGUCAAGACGGGACAGAUCAUGAACUGCGCCAUGCCGUGCCACAACCCCUACUUCACCCAGGAAGAGAGGACUUUUACCGCCUUCUGGAUUGGCCUGUGGUCCGUCCUGUGCUUCAUCUCCACGUUUGCAACCGUGGCGACUUUUUUGAUCGACAUGGAGAGGUUUAAGUACCCAGAGCGCCCCAUCAUAUUCCUCUCCGCCUGCUACAUGUUCGUGUCCAUUGGAUACAUCGUCAGACUGAUCGCCGGACACGAGGAAGUGGCCUGCAGCAGGGACAACGGCGCUGAACACAUCCACUAUGAAACCACAGGUCCUGCGCUCUGCACCAUCGUCUUCCUGCUCAUUUACUUCUUCGGCAUGGCCAGCUCGAUCUGGUGGGUGAUUCUGUCCCUCACCUGGUUUCUCGCCGCAGGUAUGAAGUGGGGGAACGAGGCCAUCGCCAGUUACGCACAGUACUUUCAUUUGGCCGCCUGGCUCAUCCCCAGCAUGAAAUCCAUAGCAGUUUUAGCUCUGAGCUCUGUGGACGGAGACUCUGUGGCUGGGAUUUGCUACGUUGGCAACCAGAAUUUGGACAACCUGCGGGGGUUUGUGCUGGCACCGCUGGUUAUCUACCUGUUCAUCGGCACCAUGUUUCUGCUGGCCGGGUUCGUCUCGCUGUUCAGGAUCAGGAGUGUCAUCAAGCAAGGUGGCACCAAGACUGAUAAACUGGAGAGGCUGAUGAUCCGGAUAGGGGUUUUCACGGUUUUGUACACCGUCCCAGCCACUGUCAUAGUGGCGUGUUACUUUUACGAGCAGCAUAACAGACAGACGUGGGAAAUUACGCACAAUUGUACGUGUCUGACGGACCCAAGCAGGCAACGGCCGGACUAUGCUGUGUUCAUGUUGAAGUACUUCAUGUGCCUCCUGGUGGGAAUCACUUCAGGAGCCUGGAUCUGGUCCGGGAAAACCUUGGACUCCUGGAGGACUUUUUGCACGCGGUGCUGCUGGGGGAGUAAAGCCUCCGCGGGCUCCAUGUACAGUGACGUGAGCACGGGACUCACCUGGAGGUCCGGGACGGCCAGCUCCGUCUCAUGCCCCAAACAGAUGCCACUGUCCCGGGUUUGAACAGGGGGGUGUGGAGGGUGGGGGGUGGGGGGGUCUGCUCAGAUGCAUCUUAUGUCAUUUGACACUAAAGACUUCAAACCAGCGCAUAUCAGCUCUUCACGGGGACAACGUGGCGUGAAAGACUGCUUUUAAAUGUUUUAUACGGUUCAUUUAGUAAAUGCUUCAAGGUGAGUCACCAAACUGAGUGCACACAUGAAACUUUUGGUCAUGAGCACCCCCCUAAUGGGAACUCUUAAAAAAAUGAAAUUUGAAAAAGCUGGAAGAUCACUUCCUUCCUUGCCUUAUCCAAAUGACGUCCACGGGUUUGAAUGGAGGGGAGGGAGGAGGGGGAGAAGGAGGGGGGGGGGACUAAUUGUGUUGGGAUUGUCCAUCAGCGUGUUGUAAUUAGCACAUUAAUGAGCGCCUAAUGGCUUCUCUUUAAAUAAUGAGACUGUCAGCAGCAGAACAAUGCACCUGGCACGAAGAAUGCGGAGUCUUAUCUGGGCUUAAUUGAAUGCGUACAGCUGACAAGAUCCCCCCGGUCGAUACAGGUUACACGGUGCAGCUGAGGCUCUUCCUCCAGCAGAGAGCCGCCGUGUCUUGAACACGUCCACAAUGAGACUGCUGUGCGCCGGACUCUUUUCUCUCUGUCUCCACCGGACGCAUUUACACGUACAUUAAUCAAUGCCUUAAUACUGUCUCAUACGGGUUGCAUUAGCGCGUAAAAUGUAUUUAUAUAAUUAUUGGUGUACAUAUAUUGUAUAUUUGUAUAUGAAAAUCUAAAGGAUUGUAAAUAUGUAUAAUUUCCACUUUGAUAGAAGAUUUUAUUUUGAGAAUAAAACAAGUUUUAUUGAAAGUUUCCACGUGCGUCCUGGUCAUUUUGGACACUGAACAGAGGUUUUAAAGCUGCUGUGACCCGCGCUGUCAAAAGUGUGUGUGG